GAGUGGCCAACUGACUGUUCGUAUGACCAAUGGAAUUGCGGUAAACCUGAUCAUUUCAACCAAUCCGUAUAAAGAACCCGUUAAAAACGUUGCAUUUUCGAAGCCAGUUGGAUUUUUAACCAAUUGGCAGACAAAUGAAGCAGCGCACACCUAUCAACAGCCAAUACAAAUCAAGAAAUAGAACUUUGUUGAUGUUGGUAUAGAACGUUUGCGCUCCAAUCACAUAGUUAGAAAACUGUGUUCCAGGCAUAGCUCGCCCAAAUCCACAUCAGGUUUGGUUUCGCUCGCCUUACCGUGUGGAAGAGGAUUGUGCAGUUUGACAGGAGAGGAACUACUGCACUCCAUUUACGUCCCUAUCCCGCUCUCUGUCCAGCUGCACCAUGGGAAAGAAGAGUCGAGUGAAGACUCAGAAGUCGGGGACAGGCGCCAUGGCUGUGGUCUCCCCCAGAGAGAUGAUAAACCUCAUAUCGGAGCUCUUACAGAAAUGCAGCUGUGCUGCCCCUUCUCCAGGGAAAGAGUGGGAGGAGUACGUCCAGAUACGAGGCUUGGUGGAGAAGAUCCGGAAGAAACAGAAAGGUAUCUCAGUGAUAUUCGAGGGCAGCAGAGAGGAGUUCUUCCCGACGCUGAUGGCGUGGGCUCAGGAGAGUGGAGCGUCCUGCGAGGGUUUCGAGAUCGCCAACUUUGCUGGCGAGGGCUUCGGCCUCAGGGCCACCAAGGACAUCAAGGCAGAGGAGCUGUUUCUGUGGAUCCCCAGGAAGAUGCUGAUGACUGUGGAAUCGGCCAAGAACUCUGUCCUGGGUCCCCUGUACAGCCAGGACCGUAUUCUCCAGGCCAUGGGUAAUGUGACUCUGGCCCUCCACCUGCUGUGUGAGCGGGCUGACCCCUCCUCCCCCUGGCUGCCCUACAUCAAGACCCUCCCCGGGGACUACGACACCCCUCUCUACUACGAGGAGGAGGAAGUACGCCACCUGCUGUCCACUCAGGCCAUCCAGGACGUCCUCAGCCAGUACAAGAACACCGCUCGGCAGUACGCAUACUUCUACAAGGUCAUCCAGACUCAUCCGACCACCAGUAAACUGCCCUUGAAGGACGCCUUUACGUACGACGACUACAGAUGGGCGGUUUCCUCGGUGAUGACCCGUCAGAACCAGAUUCCUACAGAGGACGGUAGCCGCGUCACCCUCGCCCUCAUCCCCCUCUGGGACAUGUGUAACCAUACCAACGGUCUGAUCACCACUGGUUACAACCUGGAGGAUGACCAGUGUGAGUGUGUGGCUCUGCAGGACUACAAAGAGAACGACCAGAUAUACAUAUUCUAUGGGACGCGGUCCAACGCUGAGUUUGUGAUCCACAACGGCUUCUUCUUCCAGGAGAACGCCCACGACAGGGUCAAGAUCAAACUGGGCGUGUCCAAGAGUGAACGGCUGUACGCCAUGAAGGCGGAGGUGCUGGCUCGCGCUGGCAUCCCCUCGUCUAGUAUCUUUGCCCUGCACUGCAGCGAUCCUCCAAUCUCUGCCCAGCUAUUGGCCUUCCUCAGAGUCUUCUGUAUGACCGAGGAUGAGCUGAAGGACUACCUGGUAGGAGAACAUGCCAUCAAUAAGAUCUUCACCCUGGGAAACACCGAGUUCCCUGUGAGCUGGGACAAUGAGAUCAAACUGUGGACUUUCCUGGAGACCAGGGCUGCCCUGCUGCUCCAGACCUACAAGACCAGCUCCCAGGAUGACCAGUGUGCGUUGGAGAAGCCCGGCCUCUCCUUCCACUCCCGCGUGGCCAUCCAGCUGCGCCUGGCUGAGAAGCAGAUCCUGGAGAAGGUGGUGGCCAGCGGCAAGGCCAAGCGCCUGCACUUCCAGCAGCAGCAGGAGGAGGGCGCUCCGCUGCCCCGCUAUGAGGAGAGCGACAUCGCCCUGCUGGAGAACGCCGAAGCCGACGACAAACUGCCCAUCAUCCUGAGGAAACUAGAGGACGAGGACGAGGAGGGAGACGACCAGGCAGCGGUGGUGGAGCAGGUGUUGGCUCAGGUACAGCAGCUGGGACACGGGGGCCCAGCCAGGGAUCUAGCCCCCCUCAUAGUCAACGGGGAUGGUGGGAAGGUGGUGGUCAACGGGAAUGGUACGGACGCUAGCCCGACGGAGGACGCUAGCCCAGUCCUGGAGGUUGGAGACGCUAGCCCGAUUCAGGAGGCUAGCAAAGAAGCUAGCUCAAUCUCCUCAGACGCAGGCCGAAGUGUUAGCCAAGCCAAGGACACUAGCCCUGCUCAGGAGCGGGAUAAUGUGGAUGCUAACUCCACCAUGCCUGACACUGCUGUCCCUGCAACCACCCAGGAACAGGAAGGCCAAACCAAGAACGGAGUGGGAGUGGACUUGGACCUGAGUGCGGAACGAACUGGAGACGAGCCCAAAGUCUACAGUGAAUAGAUGGAAUCAUCAUCUAGCUAACCGUUAUUGCAGAAGAAGAGCAGCAGUCAGCCAGUCAGUCAGCCCUUUUAUAUUUCUUUAUUUUUGUCUCUCUAAAGUGACUCAGAAAUAAAGAAGGAGCUAAGAAUAAGAAAUAAAAAACAGAAUUUGAAUUUUUAAAUGGUAGAACUUUUCACUAUCUGUCCAUUUCGUUGGUUCGUCCCUCCUUCCAUGGCUUUGUUAUUGGUGCCUUUCUACCUACCAACCGCUGCCGACUGCUUGCACACUGCCAGUCAGUGUCUCCCCCAUCGGCCUUCUGUCUGAGCAUUAGAAGUUUGUCAUUUACAUGAAAAACUGGCUUUUUUUUUGUUGAGGUUUGAACAGUGCUUUACUGGUACAUUGAGUUUAUUCACAUACAAGCUGUGAGAGAACGGUAGGGAUUAACAAUGGCAGGGGACGACCCUGGUUUCAGUUCCACUACUGUAGGUGGGACAGAAGGAAAGAAAUUAGAUUUAAAUUGUAUUUAAUUUAGUCUCGAGCAAGCCAAAAUCUCAUCCUAACCCUUUACCUCUGUCAGUUUAUUACUGUAGUUUAUCUUAACGCUGCAAUAUGUGUUACUUUUUGGGAAACCUGACCAAAUUCACAUAGCAAUGGGAUUUUUAGAUCUGUCAUUUUCAUUGAUAGUAAGGUUAAGAAGUGUUAGAUCAGUUCUAUGUACGCUAUUUCUAUGUUUCCUAUUCUUAAGUUUAGUUUUGAGUCUUUUACUUUCGCUUUAGUACACCAGCUUCAAACAACUGAAAUACAAUUUUUGGGGUUAUUGAUAAGAUAUUUCACAGCGGUUUGUUUUGUCACAAACUGAAAUUAGGCAAACUGUUAGAAUUUUUGAAACCAGGAAAUGGCAGAGCGAUUUCUGCAUAUUGCACCUUUUAAUACACAUCUAGUAUAAUUUCACAAUCUUUUUCUCUGGCUCUUUGUUGUCUGUUUGAGAUCAUCACUUCCCCUCUCUCUCUUCUCGCGCUGCACUUCCUGGUUUUACUCAAUAGCAUUUUAAAUACAACUGAAGGAAACUGCUGGCACAAAAUGUCCUGUGCACUUCUUCUGGGAACAAUCAGUAUUUUAUUUCUUUACUCAAGAGUGUGAAGUACCAUUUGAAAUGUAAUGGAAAGGAUAAUAUGUGUGUUGAUUGAGUGAAAUUUGAUGGCUAAAAUCAGGUGAUUUGGGUCUUUUUUUUUUUCAUUUAAAACUUUAUUUGCAAAUUGAAUCACCCAAGGAUGAGUUUCUGUUGUGAUGAAGAAUAUGACUAACGCUAGUCCAUAUUAUGAGAGCCAUAAGUCAGAAUGGUGACGAAGUCAAACCUUCAGCAAGACACGACAAGACGUGGUUCACACAAAGGACUUCUGCUCAUUUCACUUAGAUGCUGGUUUUGUAGUUCGACAUCCUGAAACGGUGCAAACUAUUUUUGUUACUCCUCCCUCCACACCAGAAACGAGACAAACUAACUGUUAAUAAAGAGGUCUCUGAUCCAAUCGCUAAUUUUCAACGUAUGUUUUUGUUGUCUGUAUUGACAUCUGCUCUAUGUUCAGCUUAGUUUUUUUUGUUUGUUAGCCAUUAAAUGGCUAUCGAAACAUGAUGUGGAGUUUAGCUCUCUCUCUGUUAGAUGCCUAAGCUCUUAAAUAACUCCGUAACUCCAGUACAGUAGCUGUUAUUGUCAUUUCAUCUGUUAGCAGACAGCGGUUCAUGUCGGCACAGGGAGCUAAUUCAUUGGCGGCUGCAUACUCGUCUCCCCCGCGCGACGGACGGACUUGAGCGGCCAUUUUUAAUAGGCCAGGCACAAGCAGUUUAUUUUCGCCUUACUCCAAAGUGUUAGCUCGCGCUGCUUAAUUCUAAUUCGUCUAUCUGUUCAUGCUGUUACCAACCGCAAAAUGAGAGUCUAUUCUGCUGUAUAGCGCAACUAUAAAAGGGGCUCAUUUUCUACCUUUGUUGAAGUAUCACCAUGUUUCCAGUUGCAUACUGUGCUUUGUCGCACUCCGACCUCUCAUCGUGGACUGGUUUGUUCCUGUAUCUUGAUCGACUCCCACUGGACUACUACCGCUACUUGCCAUUUUGUACGAUUCUCUACCAGUCUUUACCUGCUGCUUCUCUAAAGAUUGUUUCCAGUUAGUGUAGUGUACAGUUACUGAGAAUUCUUCCUACUGCUUUAACCAAUCACGCUCUCCAAGCAAUUCACAGCACCCUGUUCUAUCUAGCCACAAAGUCCUCACCAGCUCGCCUCUUCGCCUGGUCCCAGGUCUGUUUGUGCUCUUGCCCAACCCCAUUGCUGUCAUUGUCAAGCCAAUGAGUGACAAGGAGUUGGCAUGAUGGCACAAACAGACGAGCACUCGGGCUACCUUUACAAGCCUGGUCCAAGAUCUGUACUCGGUGCUUUAGCUAACUCCUCUGACAUUGAUAGUUGGUGGUAAGGUUUAGACUUUUGCAGGGUUCUCGUGACUGUAUGAUGCUUAUUGUAACUGUUGAAAUUCAUUGUUACUGUACAUGACAGCAACUCUAGUCUCGGGGAACCAAGGCUUCUCACAUUCUGUCAACAAGACCAGGUUUGAAAGGAUGGCCCCACGAGACUACCCUAACCUUUACCUUAAACGCAGUGUAAGUACAGUGACAAGUUGGCACAAUACUUCUUACACUGUACAACAUACAGAUCUAGGAUCAGUCCAGCUCACCACAUUGCAGUAGUUUGAGGUUGGUCCUGUGUGAUGGUGACAGAAGGUUGUAUUGGACAACACAGAAUAGUCAAACUGUCCACAUGGAAACGCCACAGAUUAAAGUGACUCUAAUUUCUCACCUCC
Molecule: messenger RNA, 5236 nt
Organism: Oncorhynchus kisutch (coho salmon)
Lineage: Eukaryota; Metazoa; Chordata; Actinopteri; Salmoniformes; Salmonidae
Gene: setd3
Product: SET domain containing 3, actin histidine methyltransferase
Exons: 13
Coding region: 381-2414 (677 amino acids)
Biological process (GO): actin modification; peptidyl-lysine trimethylation; peptidyl-lysine monomethylation
Molecular function (GO): protein binding; protein-lysine N-methyltransferase activity; protein-L-histidine N-tele-methyltransferase activity
Source: RefSeq, a predicted model, not a curated record